AUGGGGUCCCUGGAGAACGGCUCCGACGAGCCCCUGACACCGAUAGGGCGCCUGUUCCUCCAGAAGGAGAUGAACCAGGUGAUCUACUGCGCCUUUGGCAUGAGGCAACCCCUCGAUGUGGACGCCCUCAAGUUGGCGAUCCAGAAUUGCCCCAUGUUUAUGCACCCCAGGUUCUGCAGCCUCUUGGUACGGGACUCCGCAGGCCGAGAGCACUGGAGGAGGACCCGCGUGGACAUUGACCGCCAUGUCAUCCUGGUCCACGGCCCCAUCGCCGAAGGCCUCUCUGACGAGGCGGCGGUCAACGAGUACCUCGCCAACCUGUCCACCGACUUGCCGGGGCUCAUGGGCAACGACAAGCCCCUAUGGGACGUUCACCUCUUGAUGGCCCACCAGUGCAUGGUGUUACGGAUUCACCAUGCACUUGGUGACGGGAUCUCACUGAUUUCGUCGUUCCUGGGAGGGUCCCGGCGGGUGGACGACCCUGAGGCGGUACCGACGAUCGGUCCUCCAUCAUCAACGAGGAGGAGGAGGAGCGACGGUGGCGGCGAGUGGUGGAAGGCAGUAGUGAGGGUGUUGGAGGUGGUGUGGUUCACGGUGGUUUUCGUAGUGGAGCUUGUGCUGAGGAUCAUGUGGGUGAGCGAUCGGACGACGCCGCUGAGUGGUGGCGCAGGGGUGGAACUCUGGCCGAGGAAGCUGGCCACGGCGAGGUUUUCGCUGGAGGAUAUGAAGGUGGUCAAAUCAGCAGUCGCUAAUGCGGUAAGCUCCAUGUGUUUAUCACCCAAAAAGAAAAAUAGCACCGCUGAUUCAAUACUUUCCUAA
Molecule: messenger RNA, 819 nt
Organism: Eucalyptus grandis
Lineage: Eukaryota; Viridiplantae; Streptophyta; Magnoliopsida; Myrtales; Myrtaceae
Product: O-acyltransferase WSD1-like
Exons: 1
Coding region: 1-819 (272 amino acids)
Biological process (GO): triglyceride biosynthetic process
Cellular component (GO): plasma membrane
Molecular function (GO): diacylglycerol O-acyltransferase activity; long-chain-alcohol O-fatty-acyltransferase activity
Source: RefSeq, a predicted model, not a curated record